Phytophthora sojae is the source of this 2103-nucleotide messenger RNA. RefSeq lists its product as hypothetical. The coding region runs from base 1 to 1848 and encodes 615 amino acids. The record is from RefSeq and is a predicted model, not a curated record. The transcript has a single exon. NCBI's taxonomy places the organism in Eukaryota, Oomycota, Peronosporomycetes, Peronosporales, Peronosporaceae.
AUGGCGUCCACGUUCGUGCCGACCCCGAGCCUCUCGGCGGGCGAGCCCAGCCCCAGCAGCAGCAACGGCGGCGGAGAGGCGCGCGCCGCGCCGCUCUCCUCGGCCUCGCGCUUCGCGCAGCGCCGCCUGCGUGUCGUCACGGAGCCCAAACACAGCAACAAGAUGCACCGCACGCGCACGCUGUCGGAGCUGAUCCUGCUGUCGCCGCGCAGCAGCCCGCGCAUCACGCCUCGCCACAAGCGCUUCGACAUGGACAUAGAGGUGUCCAGCUUUUUCGCGGAGGGCGAGGGUCUCGUGGACCUCAUGGGCAGCAGCCGCAACGGCCUGCGAAGACUCAGCGAGCGGCACUCGACGGGCUUCUCGGCCAUCAACGAGAACGUCGCGACCAACGGCAACAGCAGCAGCAGAAACAGAUUUUUCCCGAAUAACGACGAGGACGAGGCAGCAGACAACCAGCACGAGGAGAUGGACGUGGACGAGGAGCAGCCCGAGCCGGAGGCCGAGGCUGAGCCCGAUGCUGAGCCGCAGGAGACACAGCGCAGUGUGGGUGAAGUCGUUGACAUGCUCUUUGAGAUCCACUCGGCGUUGAAAAGCCGACACCUGGGACAGAGAACCGCAGCCUCGGCGCUUGCUGCGAGUAACCUGGUCAGCACGCAGGCGUACCCUGCGCCUGAGCCGAUCCCCAGAGACGAGCAGCUGGAGGCGCUGGAGAACACGCGCAAGAUGCUCGAGUGCGCCAUCUGCCAGGAGGUUUUUACCAAUGCAACGGAAGCCACGUGCUGUGGACAAAUUUUCUGCAAGGAGUGCAUUGAGCGGUGGGUGAGCGAGCGUGGAUCCUGCCCCAUGUGCAGAGAGGCGAUUGGCUUCUCGCUGCUUGCGGCGUCGCGUCACGCGCAGCGCAUGGCUAACGAGAUGAAGGUCAACUGCCCGUACUGCUCCGAGACAAUGAAGAAGGCGGGCCUAGCAGACCACGUCAGCGCAUGUGACCAGGCACCGGUUGAGCCGCCUCCACCGGCGGAUGUCGCGCUGCGUCAGCUGCUGAUUCGCACUGCACGAAUGAACAGCACCUUCCUUGCUCGCUUCCUGACCGCACCGUCCCCGCCUCAGGCGCUGAUGAUGCAGUGCUACAUCCGCACUCGCGGUGGAGGCAACUACGAGUUGUACACACAGGACACGGACACGCUUCUGUGCACGGCUGUUCGCCGUCGCCAGUACGACAUGUCGGUGAGCUUCAUCAUCUCGCUCGCGACGAACCUGGACGCCUCCAACCAAGCGGACGAGGAUGGAGCCAUUCCGAUUAACACCCCUGUGCCGGUUGCACGACUAGACAAGAACUACAUGGGAUCGCAGUACACGAUGUACGACACGACCGGCGAGGUGCCCACCGAGCUGGGUGCGGUGCAGUAUGCUGCCACGUUCGGAAAAUCCCCGCGGCAAAUGCGUGUUGCGCUUCCUCUCGUUGCGCCUGUGCCUGAUGUCGACAGUGCCGUUGACGGUGCUCCGUCGUGGCAGGUGCAGCCAUGGAGACCAGAGACCAAGGAGGACACGAUUCUGUCACAAGUGGAGAACCCGGACACUGCUCGCGCGUUGCACCUCAUCAACAAGCCGCCUGUGUGGAUCGAGUCGCUGGAGGCUUACUGCCUGGACUUCGGUGGCCGUGUCGCCGCAGCAUCCGUGAAGAACUUCCUGCUCUCUCACCCUGACGACAUGGACAAGACUCUUAUGCUGUUCGGCCGCACUCAGGACCGCCAGGUUUACUCGAUGGACUACGCCCACCCGUUCACACCGGUGCAGGCCUUCGCGAUUGCUCUGAGCAGCAUGGACUCUCACCUUGUGACCUUUGAUUAGACGGGAGUUGGUUGCGGUAUCGGUGCGCGCAGGCAUGCGGCGAGGCGAAGCGUGUAUUAAGUCUCCUGCGUGAAAAAUUUAGCGAUCGACUGCUGUUCUCGCGCGUCACCGACUUGCUGGAUUGGACCAUUCGACCCAAGCAUCUCUGUAACUAGCCCCACCCUGUAGAUCCACACAACGCCAACAGUUAUCGUAGCAAGUUCCAUUUUGGCUUUUCGAUGUAAAAUAAUAGCAAACGUGCUGCAUUUUUACUUU